CUUCUGUUCGCUCUCUCUAGACGCUUUCGCGUUGGAACUGGUGAAUUCCGAUGUGCUGGAUGGGCUCAUCAAAAAGUUCAACAUUUUGAACGCCCACCUGCGCAUAUGAGAGUGCACAGCUCCCCCGAGGUCGCCUCACAUUUGUCAUGCAAAGAACCCGACCGUCGCGUCUUUGCCUUUUGGUUUUGGCCCUUGUUUGUGCAAGCAUGACAGGUUGCGAAAGACCAAGCACCAGGACUUAAGUACUUACCUACUUCAAUCCAGCAAAAAGUGUUGUGGAUCUGUCAUGCCCAAGCUGCAUUAGAUUCGUUUGGGUUCCUUCUGAUUGAGAUUGUCACAGCCGUUAUUGUAGUUGCUGUAGAUGAUCAUGCGUUUUGAUCAUUGGGGGCCGCGCAGGGGGAGGUGUGCAGCACUCGGAUACCGCAGGGGCGCGUACGCGGUGCAGUUGCCCCUGGUCGCCUAUACCACUGCUGGGUUUGGCUUGAUGUUCGGCAUCCUACACCACUUCCUGCAGGCGCAAACCGGGUCGGGCGACCUCAGUUACUGUGCAAUCCUGUGGGUGCUCGUCAUCAUUGCGCUGGGCCUGACGCUUCUCAACACGAUCGCAAUGAUCAACAUCAAAUGUCAGCGCCUGCCGACGCUGGUACUAACUUACUACUUUCCUGCUCUUUCUGGUGUUGGAUAUCAAACAAGAGCCAUGAUCGACAUCGAUGUAGUUGAAAACUAGAAACGUAGAACUCCAACUACCCAACAAAUCAUGGGCUUUUCUUCAGGUAAACUCGCUGAAUUUUGGGCUGGAAAUUGACUAUGACCGAUGGUGCGUAGCGUCGCACAUCGCAGCCUGUGAUGCGGGGUUCUUCGUGUACAAUGUUCGACUAGCGCCUGCUUCGGUCUUGAAGUUUGGGUAUUUGAGUAUGGCAGUUGGGUUGUACCUGAUCUCCAGAAUGGUCAAGUUGGAAUAACGAGCUGGGCGCGGGAGAAAACUAGUACUUGUUUAAUUAUUCACACUUCAUGAUGAUCAUCUCAGUUGCAGGCUCUAUUUAUUAUCGCAAUUCAUCUUUCGCACGUAGAACUUACUUGCUCCUCUAAUUGUAGUUUACAUUUUGUUUUUGAUUCUGUCUCUAGUGUUCUCGAAUUAACAGAAAGACUCAAUAAAAAAUGAUGAAAGACAGCAAGGCACCACUGUACGUCGAUUCGACACAAAUAAGCCUGUGCAAUGCCGUGGUAAGCCGUUUCAAGUUUGUACGAGUGAAAAAUGUAGAUUCUCUUUUCUUCUUGAGCCUGGCAUACUCACAGCAAGAGUAAACGAAAAUCAGUAAAGUCCUCGCCUAACUGCAUAUUUUCAACACUGUCAUGCAUGAUGCGAAAAAGGACACGAAGUAGCAUAGCAAAGUGAAACUCAUAUAUGGCUAUCUGAGCUGAGACUGAGCCUGAAUCUUAAAGUAGAACGGACAGGAACAAUACGAGCGUUUACGUAAAUUAAUGAAAUUAUCGUUGUUAAAGAGUCAGUAGUUGAGUAGUUUCAGAUUUCACGGAUCGUCUAACCUUGCGGAGAAGAAAUGGUGUAUAUGUUUUGUAUGAUGUUGAUUAUGUCGAAUGAAUCAUGAUUGAUGGACAAUCAUGGCAUGUGAUAUCAUCCAUACUGAAAUAGCGUGGUUGGUCUGCUGUAUCGAAACACUUGUGGAUAUGGGUGCUUUAUAUCGUGC
Molecule: messenger RNA, 1706 nt
Organism: Amoebophrya sp. A120
Lineage: Eukaryota; Dinophyceae; Syndiniales; Amoebophryaceae
Source: the annotation of a GenBank genome assembly